This is a messenger RNA of Penaeus indicus, 369 nucleotides long. RefSeq names its product cuticle protein 19.8-like. The record is from RefSeq and is a predicted model, not a curated record. Gene Ontology annotation, cellular component: extracellular matrix. Bases 1 to 369 code for a protein of 122 amino acids. NCBI's taxonomy places the organism in Eukaryota, Metazoa, Arthropoda, Malacostraca, Decapoda, Penaeidae. The transcript is spliced from 4 exons.
AUGUCUCUCAAGGUCGCCGUCCUCGCCUGCGUGGCUGUCGUCGCUCUGUGCGACAAGGCCCCAGUCCAAGAUCCCCUCCCCCCCGUCUACACCCCUAGACCUGCUUACCAUGCCCCUGCACCUUACCACGCCCCCGAACCCGCCUACCACGCCCACGCACACUACGAGCCCGAAUAUCCUGCUGUGCCCCCGAAGUACAACUACAACUACGGUGUCGCCGAUAGCUACUCCGGCGUCAACCUCGGUCACACGGAGUCCCGCGACGGCUACAAGACCGAGGGCAGCUACACCGUGGACCUCCCUGACGGCCGCAAGCAGAUCGUCAAAACACACCAUAGAAACUUGAAAUUCACAAAAUGUUUGACUUAA